Molecule: messenger RNA, 804 nt
Organism: Lindgomyces ingoldianus
Lineage: Eukaryota; Fungi; Ascomycota; Dothideomycetes; Pleosporales; Lindgomycetaceae
Product: NADP-dependent L-serine/L-allo-threonine dehydrogenase
Exons: 3
Coding region: 1-804 (267 amino acids)
Cellular component (GO): cytosol
Molecular function (GO): oxidoreductase activity
Source: RefSeq, a predicted model, not a curated record
AUGGCCCAACGACUAAAAGGCAAAACUAUCGUGAUUACAGGCGCAUCCUCUGGAAUCGGGAAAUCCUGUGCUCUAGAAUUCGCGCGCACCAGUCCCGAGGACUUGAAGAUUGUUCUGACAGCGCGGAGGAUCGAUACAUUGAAAGAGGUUGCAAAGGAGAUAGAAGGAUUUGCGAAGGGCGUGAAGGUGUUGCCGGUGAAGCUAGAUGUUAGUAGGCCCGAGGAAGUGAGUGGGUUUGUGGAGGGACUGCCCGAGGAGUUUAGGGGCGUCGAUGUGUUGGUUAAUAAUGCAGGACUGGUUAAAGGCAUGGCUCAAGCCCCUGACAUCCUCCCCGCCGACAUCGACACCAUGUUUUCCACCAAUGUAACCGGCCUAAUAAACAUGACCCAAGCCAUCCUACCUAUCUACAAGUCCCGCCCCGACGGUGGCAGCGGCGACAUCAUCAACAUUGGGUCGAUCGCAGGCCGGGAACCCUACCAAGGUGGUUCUAUCUACUGCGCUACAAAAGCUGCCGUCCGCUCAUUCACAGACGCCCUGCGCCGUGAGCUCAUAUCCACACGGAUCCGCGUUAUGGAGAUUGAUCCUGGGCAGGUGGAGACGGAGUUUAGCGUGGUGAGGUUUUAUGGGGAUAAGGAGAAGGCGAGGAAGGUGUAUGAGGGGGUGCAGCCGUUGACACCAGAGGAUAUUGCCGAGGUGGUGGUGUUUGCGGCGGGUAGGAGGGAGAAUGUUGUGCUUGCUGAUACGUUGGUUUUUCCGAAUCAUCAGGCGGCUGCGACGGUUAUGUAUAGAAAGUCUGCACAGUGA